Molecule: messenger RNA, 1953 nt
Organism: Rhinocladiella mackenziei CBS 650.93
Lineage: Eukaryota; Fungi; Ascomycota; Eurotiomycetes; Chaetothyriales; Herpotrichiellaceae
Exons: 4
Coding region: 1-1953 (650 amino acids)
Biological process (GO): phenol-containing compound metabolic process
Molecular function (GO): N-acetylglucosamine-6-sulfatase activity; arylsulfatase activity; glycosaminoglycan binding
Source: RefSeq, a predicted model, not a curated record
AUGAAUCAAUUGUCUUGGUGGAAAUACUCCAUCCUGCUCCUGGCUGGAAGCUCGGCGAAUGUCGUUCCUAAUGUCUUGGGGAGCCAACUUCAGCAACCUCUCGAAUCUGGCCCGACAACUGGGAGCAGACCGAAUAUUGUCUUUAUCUUAACCGACGAUCAGGACCUUCAUUUGGACUCCCUCUCUUACAUGCCACAUGUGAAGAAGAAUCUCAUCGACCGUGGCACCUUGUUCCAGCGUCAUUACUGUACUAUUGCCCUAUGUUGCCCGUCGCGUGUGAGCUUGUGGACAGGUAGGGCCGCACACAAUACCAAUGUCACCGAUGUCAAUCCACCGUACGGCGGAUACCCCAAGUUCGUUGGCCAGGGUUUCAACGAAGCCUGGCUUCCGAUCUGGCUACAAAACGCCGGCUAUAACACCUACUAUACCGGCAAACUGUUCAACGCCCACAGCUUGGAAAACUACAAUUCUCCAUUUCCCGCGGGCUUUACUGGCUCUGACUUUCUUCUUGACCCAUACACCUAUGAGUACUUGAACGCUAGCUUUCAGCGAAACCAAGAAUCCCCCGUUAGCCACGAGGGCGAGUAUUCAACCGAUGUCCUUGCAGGCAAAGCAUAUGGCUUCCUGGAAGAUGCCAUUGCCGAGCAGAAGCCUUUUUUCUUAGCCAUUGCACCCAAUGCUCCGCAUAGCAACGUCAAAUUUAAGGAAGAUUGGUUCAACGGUAACUCUUCGACUCAUGCCGUAACUACAACCCCUCCGAUUCCGGCAGAACGACACAAGCAUUUAUUUCAAGAUGCUGUCGUCCCUCGAAACCCCGGCUUUAAUCCCAAAGAGGCAAGUAAAUGGCAGCCUCAUGGUGUUUCCUGGGUCAGUCGCCUUCCUAGACAGAACCAGACCGUGGUCGACUUCAAUGACGAGUUUUACCGGAACCGUCUACGCGCCCUCCAGGCCGUGGAUGAAAUAGUAGAUGGUGUCGUCACCCGUUUGGCCGAGCAUGAAAUUCUCAACAACACCUAUAUAUUCUACUCGAGUGACAAUGGCUAUCACAUCGGCCAACAUCGUCUACAGCCGGGCAAAGAAUGUGGCUUUGAAGAGGACAUCAACGUGCCAUUGAUCAUACGGGGCCCAGGUGUACCCCAAAAUCAAGUCAGCACCGUUGUAACGUCUCAUACGGAUUUAGCCCCGACAUUCUUAUCGUUGGCCGGGGCAGAUCUUCGUCCCGACUUUGACGGGACCGCGAUCCCUUUGAAAAAGAAGCCCAGCGUGGACGUCGGCGCCCAACAACUUGGGCUUAGCGACGAUGCUCGAGGAGAACAUGUCAAUAUCGAGUACUGGGGCUUUGCACUGGCAGAGGGUAAAUAUGACCAGAGAAUGAUCUGGAACAACACCUACAAAGGGCUCAGAUUAAUUGGCAACAACUAUAACUUUUAUUACAGCGUCUGGUGCAAUGGUGAACAUGAGCUCUACGAUCUAAUUAACGAUCCUUACGAGACGAAAAAUCUGUACAAAUCGAACCAUUUCUCCGCAUAUCACUUCGCAUCUGCGGCGAUGUCUAGAUCUGCGGGAGAAGAAGACACCCACACUGGCAUCCGACGGUCAAGAUCCGCGACAAGCACCAAAACAACAACGACCAAAACAACAAUACAUCAUCUCCUGUCUCGGUUAGAUUCGCUGGUCUUGGUCCUCAAAACCUGCAAAGCACGAAGCUGUACUCAUCCCUGGGAAGUCCUUCACCCUACUGGAAACGUGAAGAAUUUGCACGACGCACUUGAUUCGAGAUAUGAUGAUUUCUACGAGAUUCAGCAGGAGAGAGUCCGCUUCGACAAAUGUGAGAAAGGGUAUAUCCUUGAAAGUGAGGGCCCUAGGCAUGUCAAGUCUUUUUCGUCUUCACUGAAUGGGGUCGAGGUCGACGUUGGACCCAGAGGUGGAGCAGCAUGGGCUGAACUUGUCUAG